Molecule: messenger RNA, 1573 nt
Organism: Clupea harengus (Atlantic herring)
Lineage: Eukaryota; Metazoa; Chordata; Actinopteri; Clupeiformes; Clupeidae
Product: P2R1A-PPP2R2A-interacting phosphatase regulator 1
Exons: 5
Molecular function (GO): protein serine/threonine phosphatase inhibitor activity
Source: RefSeq, a predicted model, not a curated record
CCCCCUAGACUACACGAAGGCUGUUAUGGGCCUAUAUUUGCUUACCUAUACUGCUAAUCCCGCUUAAUUUGAGUGACUGCAAACGAUAAAGAUGCUAUGAAGGACUUCUAGGGGAUGUUUUAGACGGUACGUACUAAUCCUUAAAAUGUAUUCUGUACUCCGUGGGGUCCUCAGUCUUGGAUGUGCUUCUUAAACCUUUAGCUUUUUAAGCAACUUUGAAAGGUAGUACCUUCUGUAGCCUGUGCGAGGUGUAGUUGCAUGAGUGACGAGUCACCACUAUUUCGUUGCGAACUAUGUCGAUACAUUUUUUUCUUUAUAAGUGAAUUUCGAUGCAAUCUUAAGACUAUGUGAAAUAUAACUAUCUGGCUUCGAGAGGAAACCCAUUGGGUUCGGAUGACAACAUUGACAACCAUUUAAAGACCUUAUCGCGGAGUAUUUGUGAAGGACAGUGUGAUAUUUCAUCAUUUUAAAACUGGUAACUGCAAGCAAUUUGCCUGCUGAGUAAUACUGGAGACCACUCCGAAGUUGCGCAAACAAGGUUGUUGAUGGAAUUUCGGGAUUUAAUAGGUCAGUGCUUUGGAGGUACGCCGCUGUUUGGCUGGCUUUCACGAAAACAACUGAUCAGCGUUAACUAGCGAUAUUGAGUUAGCUAGGUAGGUGACGAACUAGCUACUACAACGACAAGUUUAACUACAUAGCUAAAUAGCCACCUUUCAUGUGUGAUCAUUACCGCUUCAUGGUCCUUUCUCAAACAAAAUAUCGUUGAAUGAUAAAAUGUUUUUCUAAGGUGGCAAUGUCUCGCAGACAUGUAGUUUGCUAGCUUCGCAUAAGUCAUAGUGAACUUGACGUGAAACGCUAACUGGCUUGCAAGCUACAUAAACUUGCCUAGUGAUAGCUGGCUGAAGUUAAUCAAACACGGGCAAAACAGAAAUCUUAACUUAGUCCGCAAAGCUAAGAACAGCGACUUUACAGUCAUCUAGUCAUUUAUUUCCUAAAGAGCAGAAAUGCUAUAGAACGGAAAGUAAUAAGGGACCAUUUCCCAUUGAAUAAGUGGCUGCAAGUUGCCCCGGACACUAGGCAUAGGGCCUGCUGGUCAGGCUUUCGCCGGGUUUGAUUACGAAGUCAAGCCGUGUAGGGGACGUCGUGUCCAGGAAGCACUACAGCCUGCCCUAGGGCCUGAAGAUCUGAAAUGGAGAGAAUGGAAGUUGACCAAUGCGCAGGCGCCACUUGUGGGAGCGGAGGAGGGGCUCUUCGGAGGUCGAAUAGUGCUCCUAUGAUCACCAGUGUCAGUGACGGUAUGACGGUUUUCAGCCCUACUUCUUCUGCCCGGUAUCGAAGGAGUAGCGUGUCAGUCAAUCCAAGUUGCCCUCCUCGUGUACUCUCUCUGUCAAAUCCCUUUUCAUCAGCAAAUGACAGAUCAGAACAAAAGCGACAGGCAGAGCACAUGGAGCUGACACUCAGAGGGAGUCUGCAGAGACUGAGUGCUUCCUCACUGGUUCCUGUACCCACGGCUAGCCACUGGCACGACCACAUAUCAGUGGUGAGUGUUCAAUAUGUCAUUCGACUAGAACUA